AUGUCCACCUUGUACACAGCUCGGGAAACCCCUUCGCCUAUCAAGAUAGAGCCUUCUUCUGUGACGUCUUCGGCGCGGAAAAGAAAGAGAAGCGAGAUAGAUCAGAAGGAUUCGCCAGGUGUUGAAUCUCCCUCGAGAGGCUGGGAAGCUAUUGCGGGGGGAUUGGGUCGCGACGGCUGGACGUAUCACCUCGAGAUUGUACAAGAGCCCUUGAGGGCCAGAGCUUGUGGAUUCGGCAACAAGGCAAGUCGUAAGAGUCUGGAUCGUCGUCCACUGACCCCUCCGCCCAUCAUCCGAUUAUGGAUACGCACAGCAACGGGUGAAGUCGUUGAUCCCAAUGUCAUCAAUCCAACCACUCUUAUCCUCCAGAUGGACCUCGUCUCUGUGGACGGCCAAGAAGAGCGCAAUGUUGUAAAGCAUCCUAUAGGAAGCGCGUCUACCGCUACAAUUUCGAAACCUGUCGGCUCUUCUGCGGCGGUUAGCCAGCCGUGGAUGGGAACGUCGGAUAUGCCUGGGGUGAUCACGGGAUCCCCGCGACAGUCUUUAAGUGAACAUUCCGGAUACAGGCAAAGGUCUUGGGCGGAACCAUAUGCUUCCGACCUUGGGUUCCCUAGGUGGGCCGAGCCUACUCAAGCUUACGCCCCCUACCCCUAUGCGCCACCCCAUUCUGGAGAAUGGUCGCCAAACCCGCGCAGCUGGCAGGCGGCGAACGAAGGGCGUCGUCCUCGGCAGCUCCCCUCUCCUCGCCCGGCCACCGCCCAAACUCACGAACAAGCUCCGCCACUGUUGCCAAGCGCCUCACACAGGCACUCGGCGGGCCAGACUCUGCCCCCGCUCUCAUACAUCACUGAGAGCCCCAGGGGAUCGACGCACAACGCCAGUCUCCCAUCCAUCUACUCUCAAUACGCCUCCUACUCUCGUCCUACAUCGAGUCGUUCUUCUUGGGAUCGCGCGCAUACAUCUCAAUCUCCUGGCGAGUUUGCGUCGGCACCCGCAGACUAUACCAUGGCGAGGCCAAGUACGGCAAGCUCCAUCAGCAGCUUCUACCACCCGGACGCGGCGUACAGGGACCGGGCUCAUACGGGUCCAUGGCCCGAUGACACUCGGCCUCCGUCAAUGUCUUACACAAGCGACCACAGGCCUUCAGCGUCUUCGUUGGACGAUUCCAUCGUAUCACCGCGAUCUGUGUCUCGGCACCGAUUCUCCAGCUCUAGCGAGUACAGCUCAUACAGCCCACAGGCGUACUCGCACACGUUUGAUCCUGUGAGAGGAAUAUACCCGUCCGGCUCUUUUAGUGCGGACCAUUAUCUGACGCAGCCCAACUCCAUCUCGACUCUUGUACUUGUGGGUAAGCGACAUACGCCCUGCAACAAGCUUCAGGAUGAGCAUGGGCAGUUGGGUUUGUUCUUUUUCGCGACAGACUUGGGAGUGAGGACCGAGGGGAAAUUCAGGUUGCGGAUGAAGGUCAUGGAUCUGGCUUUGUUUUCGCCUGUGCCCAUACAAGGGGAACACAUUCCCAUACUGGCCGACACAUUCAGCGAACCCAUCGAGGUCUUCUCCGCCAAGCGUUUCCCUGGCGUGAUACCUACCACCGACCUGACCCGAGUAUUUGCUUCGCAGGGGAUCAAGUUGGCUGUGCGUGAAAACCACAAAAAAGGCGGGCGCAAGAAGAAGGGAAAGGGAGACGAUGGAGAUGGGGAUGAUGACAAUGAGGACGAGGAGGAUGAUCAGUGA
Cryptococcus wingfieldii CBS 7118 is the source of this 1734-nucleotide messenger RNA. RefSeq lists its product as hypothetical. The coding region runs from base 1 to 1734 and encodes 577 amino acids. The record is from RefSeq and is a predicted model, not a curated record. The transcript has 7 exons. Lineage: Eukaryota; Fungi; Basidiomycota; Tremellomycetes; Tremellales; Cryptococcaceae.